GUUGACAACGACAUUGCCCGAGGCGCCGACGCACUCUUGGAACCUCUCCUAGCUGUGAGUCCUGGUAGAGGAACGGAUUUUGCUGCUGCGAUGAGAGAAGCUCAGAGAGUCAUGGAGCUCAAUUGGAGCGCAGAUAGGGCUCCGGUUGUUGUUUUCUUGUCCGACGGCGAAGCCCCUGCACCAUCGGAAGAGGUCCGUUCGAUCUGUAAUAUGGCUGUUUCUUUAGGUCAACCUCUGUCAUUCCACACCGUUUUCUUCGGAGCCAGAUCGCACUCUGCUGUUCUCGACUAUAUGGCAGCCAUUGCAGCAAAGAUAUACGGAAAUGCAUCACCAAGGACAUUGAGUGAUAUUCCCUGCGGCUCACAUUACGCCAUUGAUUCCAUUCAAUUGGCGCAAACAUUCCUCAAUAUUGCUGAUUCGAUGCGCCAGGUCCGGGUGAGCGCUGGUGCGUCUUUCUAA
Molecule: messenger RNA, 459 nt
Organism: Cantharellus anzutake
Lineage: Eukaryota; Fungi; Basidiomycota; Agaricomycetes; Cantharellales; Hydnaceae
Exons: 4
Source: RefSeq, a predicted model, not a curated record